AAUACGGGGAAAAGCUACCUAGAUUACUCUUAACAGAACUCAAAAUAAUGUAAAGUAUUUUCUUAUCAUAAAAGUAAGGUAGCCUUAUUAUGAUGCAAAACUGUACAUUUUUUUCUUUUUAUAAUCAAGGAAAGAACCUUUGAGGAGCACAUAUUCUGUCACCAUUUGUAUCAAUCAAGCAAAAAGCUUUACCUGAAAUGGGGAAAAUAUGGACUGAAGUCUGCCUGAUUUCUGCCAGGGGGUUACGACAAACAUCAUCUUUGUGGAAGCUGCAAUGGUAUGAUGUUGGAUGGAUUGAUCCAAACAACAAGUACUGUUCCAAGAUUGAUUCUUCACGCAGUGCAAAUCCUGUUUGGAAAACCAAAUUUUCAAUGUUAGUUGACACUUCUGAAUUAGAUGCUCUCCAUAUUGAAGUUUACAGUAGAGAGCCCAUUUUUCUUAGAGAAAAGCUCCUGGGAACAGCUACUGUGAUUUUGAAAGAAUUUCUGGACAAGUACAAUAACAACUCUGAGAUUUCAAAGCCUGUUGAAAAGGUGGGGAGCUUUCAAUUGCGGAGAAACAACUCGAAUAAACCUCAGGGAUUUGUUGAUGUAUCGAUACGAAUUUCAGAGGAAAGAGAAGAACCAAGUUCACUCCCAGAUUUACUAGGUGACAAUGAGGGAUUUAAGCUUGCAGAUAACAACAGUGGCUUCAACUUGGCUAAUGGAUAUAAACCUGCACCAGAAUACCCACAACAACAAGCCUUGACCCCUGCUCAACUGCAGGGAAACCAACCACAGCCAAAUCACCAAUAUGCACGUCAAGUACCGUGUGCUACAAAUUAUUCCCACCCAUCGGUGGGGGGAACGAGUAUGCCACAAAGUGGAACUGCAGCAGCACGAAAUGCAAGACCUGGUUUUGGAAUGGGAGUAGGUGCUGGGGCAUUACCAGCUGGUGCUGUGAUAUUUGGAGAGGAUUUCAUGUAUGGUUUUGAUAUUCCUCGUGGUUUACCGGAUCCCUCUCUCACCAUAUCUCUUGAACCCCCUUUCUGAAGAUGGAAUACCAUCUAUUGUCUUAUGAUGCAUACAAUGGGAUAUUGUAAAAUUAAUAUGCUUUCCGCACUUGUAAGGGUAAGGUCUGCGUACACACUACCCUCCACAGACCCCACUAGUGGGAUUUUACUGGGUUGUUAUUGUUGUUUCAGUUUGUAGCUGCAAAUCACGGGCUUCUUGUAAAACUGCAGAGGUUUCAGCUACUAUGAAAUAAACUGAAGUACAAUUUUACAAGUCUCAAUAUACAUGUAUUGUAUUACAUCAUAGAACUUUGUCAUAGUCUCAAGGAUGAUCAAAGAAAUAGAUGUUUACCUGCACAAAUUAGCAGCUACCUAUAGGUGUUCAUAGGAUU
Messenger RNA from Nicotiana attenuata, 1383 nucleotides. RefSeq lists its product as uncharacterized. The coding region runs from base 198 to 1031 and encodes 277 amino acids. The transcript has 3 exons. NCBI's taxonomy places the organism in Eukaryota, Viridiplantae, Streptophyta, Magnoliopsida, Solanales, Solanaceae. Gene Ontology annotation, biological process: defense response. The record is from RefSeq and is a predicted model, not a curated record.